GUUUCCAGCAUCUACAGUUUUAUUUGCACAGUAGCUGUAACGAUAACAGUUUCUCUUUGCACAGAUGAGUGAUUGCAGCAUUUUAUGUUUCCCCGAGGAUCGUGGGGGUUUUCUCUGCAACAGAGGGCGUGUUGUAUAAUCUGGGGACAAGUCAAUCACCGUGAGUGUGCGUCCCGGAUUCUCAUCUGCUGCAGGAAGAGGUUUGUUGCAACCCCUGAUCACCUUCCCCGGCAAACAGCAGCCCGAUCCAAAUAUCUGCCCAUGGCUGGGUCGUCUUUGAACGCUCUCCGACAGGUCGUCCGGGGUUUGACAGGAGGAACCGGCUUCGAUCGAAUCUUGAAUAAGAUGGCUGUUGUUUCAGCCAGUCCGGGGAAAAUCAUCUGUGAAAUGAGAGUGGAAGAGGAACAUGUGAAUCGUGUAGGCAUCCUGCAUGGUGGACUGACAGCUACUCUAAUUGAUGUGGUAUCAACGACGGCUUUACUUAACACGGAACGGGCAUUACCGGGAGUUAGUGUAGACAUGAAUAUAACGGAUAUGAAAAAUAGCCACAUUUACUGCUCUGGAAGGGAAAAGCAAGGCCUUUGAGGGUGAAGGUAUGCCACCUCUGGCCUGCCACCCCUGGCCUGCAAAUCCUCAGACUUACUCUUAUCAUUCAUCAGAAACUAAACUUCAAAACCCCAUCCAUGGAGAAACAAAAGAAUCUGAAGGCUGGAGUACAAGAAGAUAAAUGUAAACUUGAAUCAACCCAGUUCAAAAUCAUAACAUGGUUAUUCGAUUACAUCUGCAAUUUCUAGAGCUUUGAUGUUUGGUUUGUCUCCACUGAUAAAUACAGAGAGCACCCACACAUCCACAAGCCUCAAAUUAAAUGUAAUAGUAGGCAAUAACACUGUUUAUGGCAAUACUUAGUUGACUUUUAAACAUGGUUUAUAAUUUCUAGAUGUAUUAAAAAUCCCCACAUUACACUGAAUUCAUGUCGUCGAGAAUUUUAAAUUCCUUAGUUUCAUUUUUCCCCCCCAUCACCUUUUUUUGUUUACAUAAAUGGAGACCGCCGUCCACUGCCUCUUCAUCGUAGGCGGUAGUGGGGAUGUUACACUUCAAGCAUAUCUUUAGAUCUUAGUCUAGAAAUCUCUCUCGACAAUGCUGCAUCAUUGAGCUGACAUUGUUGUCGGUAUUUCACGCAGCAAUCUUACUCCUCACUUCUAAAGUUGUGAAACUAAUGAGAAGCCCUUGCAAUUACACCUCAGAAAUAAAAUCAACAAGGCCUGAGUAAUCAAGCUGCAGUAUGCUGAUGACACUUGCACAUACUCCAGAUUCAGGGACAGUUUCUUCCCAGAUGUUAUUAGGCAACUGAACCACCCUACCAACAACGAGAGAGCAGUCCCGAACUAUUAUCUACCUCAUCGGGGACCUCGAACUUUGAUCGGACCUCACUGGCUUUAUCUUGCAUUAUUAUUCCCUUAUCAUGUAUUUGUACACUGUGAAUGGCUCGAUUGUAAUCAUGUAUUGUCUUUCCGCUGUCUGGUUUGCGCGCAUCAAAAGCUAAAAGCUAAAAGUGAUAACAGCCUUCUGAACAGUCCUUCCAUCAACUAGGGUACUGACCGAUUCACCUCUAUCCCAUUGCGGACAUUGGACUUUGUCUACUGGAACGGGCAUGCUACAUUCCUGAGGACUAUAUUUUGCAC
Leucoraja erinaceus (little skate) is the source of this 1682-nucleotide messenger RNA. RefSeq names its product acyl-CoA thioesterase 13 (gene acot13). The transcript has 3 exons. Bases 85 to 585 code for a protein of 166 amino acids. NCBI's taxonomy places the organism in Eukaryota, Metazoa, Chordata, Chondrichthyes, Rajiformes, Rajidae. The record is from RefSeq and is a predicted model, not a curated record. Gene Ontology annotation, molecular function: fatty acyl-CoA hydrolase activity.